Molecule: messenger RNA, 2751 nt
Organism: Fibroporia radiculosa
Lineage: Eukaryota; Fungi; Basidiomycota; Agaricomycetes; Polyporales; Fibroporiaceae
Exons: 13
Coding region: 1-2751 (916 amino acids)
Biological process (GO): phosphatidylinositol dephosphorylation
Cellular component (GO): intracellular membrane-bounded organelle
Molecular function (GO): phosphatidylinositol-3,5-bisphosphate 5-phosphatase activity
Source: RefSeq, a predicted model, not a curated record
AUGCACCCUGAGACUGUUGUUGGUUCGGAUGCAGCCUCGGAUAAUAGUAACACUGUGACUCCCAUAUCCCAGCACUCAUUUUCCCCAAUCCACGACCCUUGCGACACAACGUCGUUGCUCAAGUCUGACGAUAGCAAGAAUCCUUCGGCUGGCGUUACUGCACCUUCCACCCGUCCACCCUCGUCUAAAGCACCUCCUGUUCUCACAGAGGACAUAUCACCAAGUUUAGUCUUCAACAAGUUCAUCCUUUAUGAGAAUCGUCUCCGUUUCUACAUCGUUGCUUCCAACACUUCCGAUUCUCGUCAUAAGAUAAUCAAGAUAGACCGCACGUCACAAGAUGAGCUGGAAGUAGUCGAAGAUGAGGCCGUGUAUAGUGGAAGGCAGAUGAGCGCGAUGCUGAAGAUGCUUGAAGAUGGGAACAGAGGCUGCGGUGGCUUAGGCAAGGCCAGGGUCUUUUUUGGUAUUGCUGGUUUUGUGAAAUUUACUGCGGGAUGGUACAUGAUUGUGAUAUCGAAGCGCUCCGUAGUGGCUCUUCUUGGUGGGCAUUAUAUUUAUCAUUGUGAAAAUACAGAGAUCGUGCCGGUAUGCUUCAAUCACAAGAUCGAUAAGCCAGCAGAAGAGCAAAAGCUUAUGAACAUAUUCAAGCAAGUUGACAUGUCGAAAAACUUUUACUUCAGGUUGGUGUAUUCCACUAGCUCGAUCAAAAGUGGAGGUCUCAGUAUGAGUGUACAAAGCUACACAUACGACUUAACGUCUACUCUUCAACACAACCUCACGAGGACGGGUCUUUCUCCCUCAAGACGUUGGAUGUUCAAUGAUCGUUACGCAUGGAAUUAUCAUUUAUUGACGAGUCCUUUUUGUGAUGGAAAGUCACCUUCCGUCAAAGCCCAUUGGCUCCUUCCUCUCAUUCAUGGUCACGUCGAUCAAGCUAAGCUGACUGUCUUAGGUCGUGUUAUAUUCAUAACUCUUAUCGCCCGCCGUUCGCGACACCACGCCGGAGCGCGUUAUUUAAAGCGCGGCGUCAACGACGAGGGAAAUGUCGCGAACGAAGUUGAGACGGAACAGAUUGUUUCUGAGACGCUCACAACCCCAUUCUACUACCCUGGUCCAAGAUCAUUAGAACAUGUGCCGCAAGGUCGCCGCCCAAGUCCAAACUUUACGAGUUAUGUUCAGGCGAUACCGUGGAAGUAUCCCUAUCUAUUGGGCUCAGGAACCCAACAGCAUGAGCCCGAGACCUCCCAUCGAGAUGUCAUGGACCCCUUCUAUACCGCGGCGGCCCGCCAUUUUGCGGAUCUCCUCGCACGAUAUGGUGCGCCACUCAUGAUCCUGAACUUGAUUAAGAAGCGCGAACCAGUGGCGCGUGAAUCGAAGCUUGGUGUAGAAUACACACAGUGUGUAGAAUAUCUGAACCAGUUUCUUCCUCCUGGUAAACGGAUGAUCUACCGUGCAUGGGAUAUGUCGCGUGCAUAUAAGGAGAAGACGCAGGACGUCAUUGGCUACCUGGAGGAUAUCGCAGAAGAGUCUAUACAGAUGACUGGGUUCUUCCACUCUGGACCGGAGCCAUACUCCCAUGCUCUACAAAUCGCGGAAGAAAAUAACACCAAUAUGUCUUGGCGGAGGACCAUGUCAUUACAAAACGGGAUAUGUCGUACAAACUGCGUUGAUUGCCUUGACCGUACAAAUGCCGCGCAAUUCGUGUUUGGAAAGCGCGCUCUAGGACAUCAACUCUAUGCGCUUGGGGUAGUGGACUCACCCAACUUGGCAUUUGACUCUGACGCCGUCAACAUGCUCACAGAGAUGUACCAUGACCAUGGAGACAGUCUGGCUUUGCAAUAUACGGGAAGCGCUUUGGUAAAUCGCGUUGAAACCUAUCGACGGAUGCCACAUUGGAAUAGCCACUCUCGGGACAUCAUCGAGAACUUGCGUCGCUUUUAUGCCAAUUCACUUUUGGAUGCGGAUAAGCAAACUGCGAUAAAUUUAUUCCUAGGUAUAAACCCUGAUCGGCCUUCACGCCCACCUCAGCGAAGUAAUUAUCGAUCUUGGGUCAGUCCGGAGCAUUUGGAGCCGGCAUAUAUUCUUGAGGAUUGUCAACGCAGCAUCAACCAAUUUGUUAAUUCAAGAGGGGACUUCUGGAUCGAGUACUAUCGGCCGCUGCUGUUCACUUCGCUUGGAAAACACUUCGCAUUCUCGAUGAAUAGCACUCUCAAGUUACCGGGAAAAACUGCGCGCGAUAUCAAUCACAGUCCAUUCCUACCCCACAACAAUUCGCCCAGUCGUCACCAUCCAAGGAAACAAUUCCACAGGCUGAUGGAUGGAGUUCGGCGGUGGAUAAGCUCAAGUCCAGUCCGUGGAUCUCGUAUAUCCCACGCAGACCGUACGGCAAGACCGCGGUCUAGACACAUGGGCAACGUUGUAGAGCAGGAUUCAAACUUAACCGAAGUCAUUGCAACCCAACUCAUGGAUCCUAUUGUGUCCCCGAAGGAGGAGGCAGAAUAUCAGGAGUAUGUCGACCAGUAUGAGGAGUUGCUCGUCAUGUCGGAUGACGGCGUUGCAAGAGAUGACCUCGAACGAUACCAACACGGCGUAUGGAUCGUACAGGGUAAUCUCUCAUGUUUGCAUGAUACAAAAGACGACAUGGUCAAAUUCGCAACGUACAUCGAGAGCACAACUCCUCAGCGAAUAGGCGGUCGGGAUGCUCUGCCAAUCAAGUUUGAUUACGAGAAGUGGAUCGGAGGAGUUGUAACACAUUGA